Messenger RNA from Aspergillus pseudonomiae, 774 nucleotides. Its product is annotated as sulfotransferase family protein. The transcript is spliced from 2 exons. The coding region runs from base 1 to 774 and encodes 257 amino acids. NCBI's taxonomy places the organism in Eukaryota, Fungi, Ascomycota, Eurotiomycetes, Eurotiales, Aspergillaceae. The record is from RefSeq and is a predicted model, not a curated record.
AUGGGCCAGCAAGCAUCCGUCCCCAAACCGGGCACCCAGCUCCAAGUAAUUGGAGCGGGUCUCUCGCGUACAGGGACCGCAUCGUUCAGUGCAGCGCUGGAGAUCCUCCUGGACGGACCCAUCUAUCACGGCGGCACGCAAAACACUAUGGGCCGUCCCGUUGAGAUCAAAUCCUGGAUUCAAAUUCUCCGGACUUGGCUUGCUGGCGACCGUGCCACUACCCUAUCCCUCCUCCAACGACGGACUACUGGGUACGCAGCUAUCACUGAUGCGCCCGCCUCGCAAUUGGUGCCUGAACUCCUCGCCCUCUACCCCGACAGCAAGGUCAUCGUCACGGUCCGCGACCCGGAUGCUUGGGUUAAGAGCAUGCAGCAGAUCAGCUCGCUGGCUAAACUGUGGUUUCUAGGGGCGGUGCUGCUCCCACUCCCAGGGAUGCGACAUUUCGUGACUUAUAUCUCCCUGCUACAGGCGCAGUGGGAUACGAUCUAUGAUGGCUCAAGGGAUAACGCGUACAUCUACGAGCGCCAUCUCGAGUGGUUGAAAGAGGUCGUUCCUGCAGAUCAACUGGUUUUCUUCAGUGUGAAGGAUGGCUGGGGUCCGUUGUGUGAGGCAUUGGGAAAGGAAGUCCCGACGGAUAUUCCUUUCCCUCGGAUCAAUGAUUCCAAGGCGAUCGAUCGCGUGGCCGAGUAUCACAUCAAGAGAGGGCUGGCGCGUUGGGCGGUCGCCUUUACAGUAGUUGGGGUCUUCAGUGCUUGGUGGUUCAUGAGGGUUUGA